Solanum dulcamara is the source of this 594-nucleotide messenger RNA. RefSeq lists its product as uncharacterized. Bases 1 to 594 code for a protein of 197 amino acids. The record is from RefSeq and is a predicted model, not a curated record. The transcript has 2 exons. Lineage: Eukaryota; Viridiplantae; Streptophyta; Magnoliopsida; Solanales; Solanaceae.
AUGGAGGUGACCACCCGAAGUGGCAUUCAAACAGUUGAUCCACCUAUGCCAGAACUUGAGGAUGAUGUACACGAUGUGGUUGUUGUGAAUGUUUCCUUGUUAGAGGCACUAGAAAAAAUGCUGGGUUAUGCCAAGUUCAUGAAGGAUCUUGUCACAAAGAAGAGAAUAAUAAGCUUUGAACUGGUUGGCAACUUGCAUCAUUAUAAUGCAAUCGCCACUCGCUCCCUUUUGCAAAAGAAAGAAGACCCAAGUGCAUUCACUAUACCAUGUACCAUUGGGGUAUUUAAUUUUGCAAAAGUGUUGUGUAACUUAGGUGCUAGCAUUUACUUGAUGCCGCUAGCGGUGCUCCUACAAUUGCACUUGGGAGCCCCUAAAUCGACGUCAAUGCGGCUCUUGAUGGCAGAUCAUACUAUGAAAAAGCCCAUGGGCAUUAUUUAUGAUUUCCUAGUGAAGGUUGAAUCAUUCAUAUUCCCUGCUGACUUCGUCAUUCUUGACUGCGAAGUAGACUUUGAUAUUCCUAUCAUUCUGGGUAGACCAUUCUUGGCAACUGGACGUGCUUUAGAAGACAUGGAAACUGGCAAACUAAAAUUUUGA